This is a messenger RNA of Passer montanus (Eurasian tree sparrow), 1848 nucleotides long. RefSeq names its product transmembrane protein 121-like. The record is from RefSeq and is a predicted model, not a curated record. Lineage: Eukaryota; Metazoa; Chordata; Aves; Passeriformes; Passeridae.
GGCGCUCCCAGGGCACGGAGCUCGGAGGGGCGGCCCCGCUCGGGCCCCGGAACGGGCGUCCGUGCCGAGCCGGGGCCUGGGGUACCUCCAGCCGCCGUGGAGGCGCCAGGCGGGUGAGCCCCCGGCCGUGUGGCAUGCUCCAGCUGUGCCACAUCCACGGGCUCCCCCCCAUGCCCGCCGGCCCCUGAUGGCUCCCCCUGAGAGGCACCUGUGUCUGACAGGUUCAGGCUUCGCUGCCUCCCGCAACGUGCCAGGAUGCUGCUGGGCCCAGGGAUGCACGACCGCCGGACGCCUGCUCCCUCAGCCAAAAAGCAGGAGUUCAGGAUGGUUCCCCCACCACCUGUCAGCAAGCCCCAUGUGUGCCUCUCCACAGUGCUCAUCAUGACCAGCCUCGUCCUCAUGGAUGCCUACCUGGUGGAGCAGAGCCAGGGCUCCAGGAAGCUGGGCAUCUGUGUCAUGGUGGCGGUGGGUGACAUAUGCUUCCUGCUGGUCCUCCGCUAUGUGGCCAUCUGGGUUGGGGCAGAGGUAAAGACAGCUAAGCGAGGAUACGCCAUGAUCCUCUGGUUCCUGUACGUCUUCGUUCUGGAGAUCAAAGUCUACUUUGUGUACCAGAAUUAUAAAGCUGACCGGAAAAGCUUGGAUCUCAUCGCCCGCAAAGCGCUGACCUUGCUGCUCUCCAUCUGCAUCCCAGCUCUCUACGUGUUGCUGGUGGCCACAGAGCACAUGGAGUAUGUCAGAACAUUCAAGAAGAAGGAAGAUCUCCGUAACCGCCUUUUCUGGGUCAUUGUGGACAUGCUGGACGUGCUGGACAUCCAGGCCAACCUGUGGGAGCCUCAGAAGAAAGGGCUGCCGCUCUGGGCUGAGGGCAUCAUGUUCUUCUACUGCUACAUCCUGCUGCUGGUGCUGCCGUGCGUGUCCCUGUGCGAGAUCAGCAUGCAGGGCAUCGGCAUCGUGCCGCACCGCAUGAUGCUGUACCCCAUGCUGAGCAUGCUCACCGUCAACAUCGCCACCAUCUUCAUCCGAGGCAGCAACAUGGUCUUCUUCAGGGAUGCCCGCGUCUCCAGCAUCUUCAUGGGCAAGAACAUGCUGGCCAUUGGCAUGAAGGUCUGCAUGUUUGUGCAGUACCAGCGGCACCAGCACCACGCCCCGCCGGGGCCGGACCCGCAGCACGGCACCCCGGCCCAGCCGCCCGCGGGGCUGCGCAAGGCCCGGGAGCAGCCUGCCUGCCCCGAGGAGCUGGCCCAGGACAACACGUGACGAGCCAGCAGGAGCUGCAGCCCGGGCAUCCCCGUGCCCGGCCGUACCUACAAACCCGGGGCAGGCUGUGGAGCUCCCUGCCUGGACAGAGGGCAACGAGCCUGCUCCCUCCUUCCCUGGGUGAAGCUGCUCAGGGCCCCGAGGGGCGCAUGGCGAGGGCCCCCACAGCAGCCUCUGUAAGGCUGCAGAGCAGUUUGGAACCUCAGCACCCCACCUGGUAAGACAGAGGAGCAGGGGACGAGGCCAGGGCCGCCUGCCGUGAGUUGUGUCUGGGUGGGCCAGGCAGCCCUACCCGGUGCAAGGCUCCCUACCAGUGCUCCCUGUGCAGCACUGCUCUCUGGCCAGCCAGGGUGACACGGGACACGGCAGGUCACACACUUUUCUGUUGUGGUUGGCCCUGGCUCCAGUGUGGUCCUUGGCAGCAGCCUGCUCCCCACUGUGUGAGCCCAGUCCCCAUGCAGGGGGAGCAAGGCCUGGGCCUCCCCCUGUUGUCACCCCUCUCAGCCAGCUGCAGGCUUGGGGGGACCCAAAAAGGGGUGACUGUCCUUUUUUUGUAUCUCCCUCUUUGCAAUAAAAGACCUGAGCCCUGCA